Messenger RNA from Chaetomium fimeti, 1455 nucleotides. RefSeq lists its product as uncharacterized. The coding region runs from base 1 to 1365 and encodes 454 amino acids. NCBI's taxonomy places the organism in Eukaryota, Fungi, Ascomycota, Sordariomycetes, Sordariales, Chaetomiaceae. Gene Ontology annotation, molecular function: FAD binding. Gene Ontology annotation, biological process: secondary metabolite biosynthetic process. The transcript is spliced from 2 exons. The record is from RefSeq and is a predicted model, not a curated record.
AUGUCUCCGACGGGUUCAAAGGAUCCCCUCCACAUCGCCAUCAUUGGCGGGGGCAUCACGGGCGUCAACCUCGCCCUUGGCCUCCAAGCCCGCAACGUCUCGUACAGCAUCUACGAGCGUUCCGCGGGUUUCCGCGAGAUCGGGGCAGGCAUUGGCUUCAGCCCCAACGCAGAGCGAGCCAUGGCCGCUCUCAACCCCGAUAUACUCACCUCCUACAAGCGUCUAGCCAACCCCAACGGUGAGGACUACUUCCAGUGGGUAAACGGGUGCGCGACGGACGAGCCAAUCUUCAAGCUACACGUCGGCAAAGACGGGUUCCAGGGCGGCCUCCGCAGCAAGUUCCUCGAGGAGUGGGCGAAGUUGAUCCCCCCUACCGCGGUGCAAUUCAGCAAACAGCUCGACACCAUCACCGAGCCCACCCCCGACUCGCCCAAACUCCGCCUCCACUUCACCGACGGCACGACCGCCACAGCCGACGCCGUCAUCGGCUGCGACGGCAUCCACUCGCGCGUCCGCGACCUCCUCCUCGCUCCCCAAACAACAACCAACCCACCCGCACCAGGAGACCAACCCCCAUCCUCUCCCCCCACCACCGCCCACCCAACCUACACGCACAAGUUCUGCUUCCGCACCCUAGCCCCCAUGCCCGCCGCCAUCGCCGCCAUCGGCCCCACCCAAGCCAGCACCCGCUUCAUGUACAACGGCCCCGGCGCGCACCUGAUCACCUACCCGGUCGGCAACAGCACGCUGCUCAACAUCCUCGCCGUCAUCGACGCCACCUCCUCAACCCCCUGGCCGUACGGCCAGCGCCACACCGCGCCGGGCCACCGCAGCGAAGCGGAGCGCGCGUUUGAGCAGUGGGGACCCACGGCGAGGGCGAUUGUGGGUUUGUUUCCGGACUCGGAGGAGGGGGCCCCGUUGGAUAAGUGGGCGCUGUUUGAUAUGGCCGAGUAUCCGAUGCCGGGGUAUGCGCGCGGGAGGGUGGGUGUGGCGGGGGAUGCGGCGCAUGCUGCGGGGCCGCAUCUGGGUGCCGGGGCGGGGAUGGGGGUGGAGGAUGCGGCGGUUUUGGCGGCGGUUUUGGGGGCGAUUGGGGGGUGGUGGGAGGGGGAUGGGGAGGGAGAGGGGCAUGAGUUGUUGGAGAGAGCGUUGCGGGUGUUUAACGAGGUGAGAUAUUCAAGGACGCAGUGGGUGGUGCAUGCGGCCAGGGAGGCGUGUGACUUGUUCCAGUGGCGGGAUGAGGCGAUAGGAAAGGACCCGGAGAGGUUUGGCCGCGAGAUUACCGAGCUGUUUCAUACGAUCUGGAAGUAUGAUGUGGAUGGGAUGGUGGAGGAGGCGCUGGCGAAGUUGGGUGCGCCGGCAUCUUAGGUCGCCCUCACCAGGUUGCUAGCCGGGAAGAGUAAGUGCCAUGGCGGCUUGCAGACAACGAGAGCUGGAAAGAAUGCGAAAAGAACUAUA